Molecule: messenger RNA, 558 nt
Organism: Cyprinus carpio (common carp)
Lineage: Eukaryota; Metazoa; Chordata; Actinopteri; Cypriniformes; Cyprinidae
Product: elastin-like
Exons: 8
Coding region: 1-543 (180 amino acids)
Source: RefSeq, a predicted model, not a curated record
AUGGAAAUACAGAUCUGUCACUACUUCUGUUUCGUCGUGAUUUUAAUGACAAAUCUCAUCCAUGGGCAGGAGUACCAGGUGGAGUACCAGGUGGAGUACCAGGUGGAGUACCAGGUGGUGUUACCACGUGGGUGUAACCAGCACUGGGAGCAGCUGGAAUGGGGAACUGGUGUAUUACCUGGAGCCAAACCUCUGAAAGCUCCUGGUGUUGGAGGAGCAGGCGGUGUCCCAGGUGUAGGGGGAGUUGGAGGGGCAGGACUUGUACCUGGAGCAGGUGGAGGGUAUCCAGCAGGUGUUGGUGUGGGGAGCCGGUUGCUAAACCACCCUAAACCAGGCUAUGGCUCUUUGGGUACAGGAUACGCACAGCCAGGUGGUGUAGCUCCAGGAGGAUAUGGAGGAUAUCCACAAGCAUAUCCAGGAGGAUAUGGAGCAGGACUGUCACCACAACAAGCCAAAGCAGCCAAAUACGGAGGUGGACUGACGGGAUUCCUGGGAGCAGGUUAUCGAGGUACGAGAUUAAUCCCGCCACCACAUAAUCACUGAUUUCUCAUAAUCACU